AUGGUCAAGUCUACGCUUAUUGCUCGUAUUGCUGAUGGUCUUCCUUUGGCUGCCUCUAUGGACGAUGAAGAGUCUGAAAACCUUGCCGACUACAAGAACCAGGCAAAACUACUGUUCAAGGGUCUGUCCCAUAAUGCUGAACAGCGUUGCUCUGUGGAUUCACCUCCAUAUGUGUUUCACUAUCUGAUUGAAUUUGGUGUCUGCUACUUGUGUCUAUGUGACCGCUCGUAUCCCAAGAAACUUGCAUUUCAGUACCUUGAGGAACUUCAAAAAGAGUUUCAGUCUUUAUAUGGAAACGAGAUUGCUGCUAUUGGUCGGCCUUAUGCAUUCGUCAGAUUUGAUUCAUUCAUCCAAAAAACAAAGAAACUUUACAAAGAUGCUCGUACCCAGCGUAAUUUGCACAAAUUGAACGAGGAUUUAAGCGAUGUGACCCGAAUCAUGACUAAAAAUAUUCAGGAUGUUUUGGGACGGGGAAAAGUGCUAGAUGAUAUGUCGGCCAUUUCUCAAAAUUUGUCAGCAGAGUCAAAGAAAUAUUUAAAAGAUACACGGCAUUUAAAUCUUCAAGCUCUUUAUCAAAAAUAUGGACCUCCUGCAAUUGUAGUGGGUGUUGUCACGAUUGUAUUAUAUCUGCGAUUUUUUUGGUGGUGA
Molecule: messenger RNA, 648 nt
Organism: Batrachochytrium dendrobatidis JAM81
Lineage: Eukaryota; Fungi; Chytridiomycota; Chytridiomycetes; Rhizophydiales
Exons: 4
Coding region: 1-648 (215 amino acids)
Biological process (GO): endoplasmic reticulum to Golgi vesicle-mediated transport; vesicle fusion with Golgi apparatus; retrograde vesicle-mediated transport, Golgi to endoplasmic reticulum
Cellular component (GO): ER to Golgi transport vesicle membrane; Golgi membrane; endoplasmic reticulum membrane
Molecular function (GO): SNAP receptor activity
Source: RefSeq, a predicted model, not a curated record